AUGAGUGCUUCUAAUGUUUAUCAUGUUGACUAAAACGUAAUAUUUGUGCUGAAAGAUAGUUCAUCAAAUGAUAAAUAGAAACAAUAAAUCCGCAAAAUCAACAAGGAAAAGUUAAAAAUAAUCUUGCAAAUUAGCGGAUGCAAAGCAGCUCAUUCAUAUUCUCUUUGUGAGAAGAUCUUUGAAAUGAUAUUCAGUAAAUUGUUGGAAAAUUUUGAUAAACAAAAGAACCAUCAACCAUUAAAUGGAUAAUCUAAUAAACAAGUAAACUCAGCCACAAUAACUGAAAAACACUUCAAAGAAUUAGUAUUCAACUCUGUAUUUGAGAAAAAAUAUAUCCGAGAAAAAGAAGACCUUUAUAAGGAAGAUUUUUAAAUUGCAUGGAGUUUGACAGAAAAAAAGCAGCCACUUAUCAUCCUAUUUGGUGGUACAUCAGGUACUGGUAAAAGCACAGCCAGCAGUAUAUUAGCAUCAAGGUUUGGGAUUUCCACAGUCCUGAGCACUGAUUCCAUAAGACAUAUAAUGAGAAAUUUCUUGUCGAAAGAAGAAAACCCUGUAUUGUUUGCAAGUACUUAUGAGGCUGGUAAGACAUUGCCUGAUCUGAAUAUCAGUGAUCAAAGGAGAAUAAUCAAAGGAUACAAGGCUUAAUGUGAAUUAGUUUAAUAGAGAUUAGAACAUGUAAUUAAUACUUUUGAUGAAAAAAUGGAUUCUAUCAUCAUUGAAGGAGUACAUCUGACCCCUAUUUUUAUGAUGAAGAUUAUGAAAAAGUACAAGAGAGUUUUACCAUUUGCAAUAUGCAUUAAGAAAGAAUCAAAACAUAAGGAGAGAUUUGCAGUGAGAUCAAAAUAUAUGACUCUGGAUUCCAGACAUAAUAAAUAUGUUGAGAAUUUUCAAAAUAUUAGAUUGAUUCAAAAAUGGUUUUUAGAAAAGGCAGAUGAAUUCCUAAUUCCUAAAGUAGACAAUGUCAAUAUUGAUAAAAGUAUAGAUACCAUACAUAGAACUAUUAUCUAAUAUAUGAAACAUAUAUCAGAUGAUCAAUCUGUUACAGAACUUAAAAAUGCAUUGCCCAUCUAUGAAGAAUUCAAUAAGGUGAUAAGUGAUGCAUGGAGUUCAAAGGAAGUAAAGGAUUAUAUCCCAUGGUUAAGUGAAUAAAACUGA
Messenger RNA from Paramecium tetraurelia, 1155 nucleotides. RefSeq lists its product as uncharacterized. The transcript is spliced from 4 exons. NCBI's taxonomy places the organism in Eukaryota, Ciliophora, Oligohymenophorea, Peniculida, Parameciidae. The record is from RefSeq and is a predicted model, not a curated record.